Molecule: messenger RNA, 912 nt
Organism: Phytophthora sojae
Lineage: Eukaryota; Oomycota; Peronosporomycetes; Peronosporales; Peronosporaceae
Exons: 2
Source: RefSeq, a predicted model, not a curated record
GGGCUGGGACCAAAGGCUGUCGUGAGGAACAUCACGAAAGCGCUGAUCAACCAACCAAUGAAGCGCUUGAUUGUGACGGAUAGUUUCUACUCCACAGUGUCGCUGAGCUUGAAGCUGCUCCGCAUGGGCUUGUAUCACGUUGGCACCACGAGAAUCGAUCGCUUGGGCUGGUGCCCGAUCCAUUUCACGCAAAGCAAACGCCCGCAGCGGAUGCCAAGAGGUACCUACCGUAUUGCACAAGCUCACGACUAUCCUGAACUGGUUGCACUGAGCUGGAUGGACGCUAAGCCGGUGAACAUGCUCGCCACGGGGUGCAGCACCCACGUGACUAGCGUGCUGAGGACGGAGAAAGAUGGAACGCGCAGCACGAUGCCUUGUCCGCAGCUGUUAUUUCUGUGCCUCGUCGACAUGGCUGUCGUCAAUGGAUACGUCGUGCAUUGCUGGGUGCUCAAGAAAAGAGGAGAAAAGCCACCUACCCAUGCUGAGUACUUGCGCCGCUUGCACACGCAGCUUUUGGCGCUGCGGACGAUCAACUUUGAGACCCACCCCAACGCAGAGGACCUAGUGUCUGUACCAAUCCCACGUCAAGACCACACAUUAGCGAACACGGACAGCUUCUACUCUACCGCGAAGCAGUACAAACACCGACAGUACCUGUGCAAAGUGCGCUCUACAUUUGCUGACUCAAAGACGAAGUCGUUCGAGACCAGCUACUUCUGUCCGCAGUGCAGCGAUGCAUUCGGAGGCCGCGUACCGCUUUGUCGUCAAGUACGACGAGGGGAGAGCGGGAACACACUGCCCUGCGCUAAGAUCUGGCACGACACGUGGGGUGAUGGCAACAGCAUUUCAGCGAGCCUGAGAAAGAAGAUUAGAUUCCGUAAGCGUAAGCGAGAACAGGAGGAAGAGACGUAA